AAAACAUAAAAAGCCACCAUUCUCUCGCAGUUUAUCUGUCUUCAUUUAUUUUGCAAAAACAAAAGAAACCCACAAGCCUGCCUACUUUGUCUUUAGAAAUGAUGAGAGCUUAACUAAUUUUAAAAGCCCCAUUUGGACUAUUGUCUCCAUUUUUUAGGCACUGGGCAUCCUCCAUUACACAAACCUCUGUCUGUCAACUUCACUUUGCUGUUCAAGAAUGGCAGUUCACAAAAACUAAACUUCGAAACAGCAAAAGCGCUGAUCUUGCCGCACUUUUUCAGGUCGAAGAUCAUCUAGUUUCAAUACUUGAACAGUGCAACCAGACUAUUUUCUCAAAAGCUCUAGAAUGCUAAGUAGAUUCUCAGUAAACCAUUCAACUUCAGAAUGAAACCAACCAUUGAUCUUGAAGUGGAGGCCUCUUCAGAAAAUGAUUCUGAGAUUAGCAGCCAAGUAGCUUCCAACUUAUCCACCCACGAAACCUCAGCCGGUCCCUCCAAUGACAGCAUCACUAAUUCUUCCAAUUUCACAAAUGCCGUAGCUGCUCAUCAAUCCGGUUCAGAACCCGUUUCGCUCGACUUAACCCUUUGCUUCAAGAAUGACGAAAUGGGAAGAAGGGACUCAGCAGGAUUCUCAUUGUCGAGCACUAGCGAAAGUAGCAAUGAACCUCCCUCACGUACUACUGCAGCAGCCAUACCGCGAGUCUUUUCUUGCAACUACUGUCAACGAAAAUUCUUCAGUUCACAGGCACUUGGUGGUCAUCAGAAUGCACAUAAGAGAGAAAGAACACUAGCGAAACGGGCAAUGAGAAUGGGUAUAUUCUCCGCCGAGAGGUAUGUCAGCUUGUCAUCUUUGCCGUUACAUGGAUCGUCAUUCCGAAAUUUGGGAAUCAAAGCACACUCUUCAGGGCAUCAAAACUUUGCAUCGUCCCUAAGGCCACAAGAGAUUAGAAGUAGUGCUAGAUUCGAUCAGGGAUAUCUCGGUCUGCCAAUUUUCGUGGACGAAGACGAGGCAGAACUAUUAUGGCCGGGUAGUUUCCGCCACGUAGCUGCAGCGGAUAAUACACAUCAUCCGAGCUUUUUACUCACAGGAAACUCAAAUAUCAAUUUUUUGGAAGCAACUCCAUCAGCAGAGUUGGACAAUUCAACACCAGACCUGACAUUGAAACUGUAGCUCCUUGAGAAGACGAACACUCGACUUCUCUGCUCUAAAAUAUCGUCUCUUUUGUAUAGCAGGACGCAGAACCACCACGGAUCAGCUUUUUAAUUCUUAUAAAGCAGUUAGUUUGCUAUCUGAUCUUGACUUUGAUGUUGUGAUAUGCAAUGUUAGUGUAUAAGAAGAGCCCUAAAGCUUACAGGGAUAAAUUUGAAUGUUUUAUAAUUGUUAUGAAUUGAAGAAGGGGUGCUUUUCAUUAA
This is a messenger RNA of Mercurialis annua (annual mercury), 1412 nucleotides long. RefSeq names its product zinc finger protein 4-like. The transcript is spliced from 2 exons. Gene Ontology annotation, biological process: negative regulation of abscisic acid-activated signaling pathway. Bases 385 to 1170 code for a protein of 261 amino acids. The record is from RefSeq and is a predicted model, not a curated record. NCBI's taxonomy places the organism in Eukaryota, Viridiplantae, Streptophyta, Magnoliopsida, Malpighiales, Euphorbiaceae.